AUGAGUCUGUUUAUUGAGUACACGGCGAAGAUCCUUGAGAUCAUUGAGGGGGAUGGAAAAGUGGUCAUUCAUGCGAAAGGGGAUGGAAAGACCGUACUCAACUACGAUUAUGCGAAUGAGUACAUCUGGGUCUUCCAUGUUAUCAAACGGGAAGAUGGGCGGUACAAGGUGUCGUACAUCAAGGAUUUCGUGGAUUCUUAUUUUUCUGCUGGAUUUACAAGGGCUAGUCAAGAAGCAAUCGCGAAGGCAAAGUAA
This is a messenger RNA of Somion occarium, 255 nucleotides long. NCBI's taxonomy places the organism in Eukaryota, Fungi, Basidiomycota, Agaricomycetes, Polyporales, Cerrenaceae. The record is from the annotation of a GenBank genome assembly.